AUGAUCAUUGCUGCUCUUUUUGUCCAGAUGAAACUGCCUUUCCAUAUCAGUGCCUCAAAGAUCCCCUUCCUCUUCCUCACCCUCCUCUGGCCAAUCCCACACAUAAUUUCCACGCAUCCCCCAUCCUCAGCUGCCUUCUAUCCCACACUGGACAGACGUGAGCUGGAGAUCACCCUGUAUGACCUCAAGGCUCCUCUGCAGAACUCCAAAGACCCUAAAACCUGGUCAAACUGGCCUCAAGACUCUACGCAAACUCUUCUGGAGCCCGAGGAAGACGAGCCAUGGGAAGAAGAGCAGCUGCUGAGAGCACAGAGAGAAGACGUCAUGAAUCUGCCACUCUCCCCAUUUGCUGACGAUAACUCUCUGGAGACCAUGAACUAUCAGGAGGGGGGAGAAGGUGAGGAAGGCUUGAAGAGAAAUAACGAUCUAACAUCCAUGGCCGGAGGGCUCCAAGCCGUCAGCCGAGAGAAAGGAGGAUUUGGUUUCCGCUUUGGGAGGAAGAGACGGUUAGAAAAAGGAAGGAGGGAGGGAGGGGUAACUGAAGAGGUUGGAGAACAGAGAAGGACAAGUAAGAGCACAAGGAGAGGUUUCACCUGGGAUGAAAGACUGGACUGAUGAAGGAAAAAGAUGGUCAGUUUCUGAGAUGUUUCAUUAAAAAUGCAAGCGUGGGUUAAACAGGAUUUUGUUGUUUUGCUUUAUUGGAAACAUAAAAAGCAACCAGUAGUAUCUAAUUCAUUUUACACAAUAAAAGACUGCUGGAAGCUG
Messenger RNA from Girardinichthys multiradiatus, 765 nucleotides. Its product is annotated as pyroglutamylated RFamide peptide. The coding region runs from base 1 to 615 and encodes 204 amino acids. The record is from RefSeq and is a predicted model, not a curated record. Gene Ontology annotation, molecular function: orexigenic neuropeptide QRFP receptor binding. Lineage: Eukaryota; Metazoa; Chordata; Actinopteri; Cyprinodontiformes; Goodeidae. The transcript has a single exon.